This is a messenger RNA of Motacilla alba alba, 4637 nucleotides long. It is a transcript of the gene HS3ST5, whose product is annotated as heparan sulfate-glucosamine 3-sulfotransferase 5. The record is from RefSeq and is a predicted model, not a curated record. Gene Ontology annotation, molecular function: [heparan sulfate]-glucosamine 3-sulfotransferase activity. Lineage: Eukaryota; Metazoa; Chordata; Aves; Passeriformes; Motacillidae. The coding region runs from base 2779 to 3816 and encodes 345 amino acids. The transcript is spliced from 4 exons.
GGUAAAAUUAUCCAAAAUCCUUCUUAUAAAAUAAGAAUUUUAAAAUGUCUCUGUCCACCUUUAUACAUACUGCCUUAAGCAUAGUACAAUGUUUUUGCCCAUAAAAUGGACACAAAGUAGCUAAAAACUCACAGUAUUAUUUCUUUCUCAUAAUUUUUAUUGUCGAUGCUCUAUUUUUAAUUGCAGCAUAGGAAAGGGGAGUUUACUAUGAAAAGAAAAUGGCUUGUCUUUAAAAUGUAAGAAUUUCUUCGUGUGCUAUUGUUGCCUGCCAACAAUGAGCUAAAGAGGUUAAUGGAUCAUAGGUCUGGCAAACAGCCACACUGCCUCCGGCUCCAUAUAUUUAACUGUGUAAUCUGGGUUAAGAUUUGGUGCUAUUUUUUAAAUCAGGGCCUGAAACGUCGAUAAAUAAAAAAUAGGUUUUAGCCAGUCUUUUUAUUUUAUUUAUUUGUUUAUUUUUCCCCCGAAAAUAGAACCACUUAUCACUGAUCUCGAAUGGCACGGCAGGAGGAAAGAGAGGAUGCAGGCAGGGGCCUCCUGCGCCCUCCGCCACCCUGUGCCCCGGGAUAGAGCUCUGCCCCCAUUAGCAGCCGCCGGGCACUCCCUGGCAUCCCUCCGGCCGGGCAUCAGCGCCUGCUCCCCCCUCUCCCCGGGCUGCCAACCACGAGGGCCCAAAAUCCCAGAGAAGUACUUUCAUGGGUCCUCUACACACACCCCUUUCCCCAGGAAACUCUUUUUGGAGUUUUGAAACCACCACCUGCAGCCACCUCUCCAUCAAAGGAGUGGGGUGAUGCGUGUGUGGUUAAUUGGGGUUUGGUGUUUUUUGUUUUUGUUUUUUUUAAGGAAAGAGAGACCACCGAAAAAGUAUAUAGCUCCCCCUCUCCCAUCUUGCAUGUUCUUUGGGCACACUGUUGGAGGAGCCAGGCAGCAGCGGCAGCGUUAUAAUGCAAAUCACUAAGCGAGCAACUUUCAAUGCUGUUGAGGCUAUUUUUGAUUUUUCUCCCGAGAACGGGCUUUUUUUAGUGCGCGUGUUGCUUUCCCCCCCCACACUCUUUCCAUUCGAUUCCUAUAAUUCAUGCCCUCCCUGCCUUCUCCGCUUUCUCUCCCCUCCUCCCCCAAAACAUCCAGCAGUGAUGAUGCACCGUCCUCGGUCCUCUCCAGCGGGUCACUCCGCUCGGGCGGGAGGCGAGCAGCCGAGCGAGGGAGCGGCGUUUGCAGGGAUGCGCUGGGGCACCGCACCGCUGCCCGGCAGAGGCGGGCCCUCGCCGCUGCUGCUUCAUUCCUCCGCCGGCGCUUCUGGGCCCCGCCGGCAGCUCUUGGGGACAGCCGACUUCCCCUCCGCGCCCCUCGCUUCUCCCCCUCCAGCCGCGUCCCAGCGCCAGCAGCCUCCCAGCGCCGGCCCAAUGCCUGCGGGAGCCCGGCCGCUUCCCGCGGCCGCAGGGCGAGCCGACAGCACCUGGCCGCGCUGCCCGCCUUAGCGGACUGGGGGAGAGAGAGGGAGGGAAGGAGGGAAAAAAGGGAGGGAAGGAGGGAGGGAGGGAAAGAGGGAGGCUCCUCCGUGCGCGGGGAGCGGCUCUGGCUCUCAGCUGGGCGCUACCGGCAGCGGCAGCUCCCGCCGUGCUGCGCCGCGGGCGGGGACGGCUCCCGGCGCGGCCGGAGCGCACCGCUGCCGCGGGACCGCAGCUCUAGGGCGGGGGGCUCAAGCCUCGGCCGGGAAGUAGAGACAGAGUUUUUCCGUUUUUUCUCUUUUUUUUCUCCCUAGUGAUUGGGCUUUUUUUAUUACCCUUUUUUUUUAAUCCCUCCCCCCGCUCCCCCAUUCAGCCGGCGGUGCGUGUGGCAGCGGGGAGGAUGCGCGCUUCCCCCAAGCCGUUCCCCGGCAGCUCCCGCCGCGGCUGCGGGGCGCUGGGGCCCGCGGGGCCGGGGGCGCGCUGGGCCGCACCUGGUGGCACCGCCAUGAGCGGGCUGCGCCCCCUGAUCUCCGCCGCUUCCCGCCGCCCUUCCGUGCCUGAGUCUCCCCUCGCUUGUGUCCAGCACCGCGCACACACGCACACGCCGUCACGCACGGAGACACUCACUCACUGACUCUGCCGAGCUGCCCAGGCUGCCGAACAGCACAGCGCAGCGUCGCGCAGCCCGCCUGGAGCCCCCUCCCUCCUUCCUCCCUCCCUCCCUCCUUCAAUCCCUCCCUCCCUCUCUCCUCCUCCCUCGCUCCCGCCCGCCCGCCCGCCGCUCUGAAGGAUGCCCGGUAAGUAGCGACGAGGACCGGCACCUCUGCCGGUGCGUGAUGUGAGAGGUUAGGGACUGCUUACACUGCUGCCGCCCGCCGGGGGGGCGCAGGGCGGGGGGGCGAGGGGAGGGGAGGUGACAGCGAUCCGAGGCAGGAGGCGGCGGGGCUCGCCGUGUGCUCCUCAGAAGGACUUUUAGCUGCUCGACCGGGGCUUGGAUGUGGGCGCCGAGGGACGGGGUCUGUGCACCGCAGCGGGCACCGGCCGGGGCGGGGGCGCUUCGCCUGCGCUGCGGGUUGCUGCCUGCAGCACCGCGGCUCAGCAAGUUGUACAUCAUUUUGGCAGAGAUGUCUGAUCUUUCCAUCUGCAUACCUGGAGGUGCUUUAUUCCCUGAAUGGUCUUUUCAGUAACCACUAAACUCUUCUUGGGACUGAACUUUGGAACAGAUGAGUUAAAUCCUUCUGGAAUGUUCUUCAUCAGACAUAGACGUACUGGACUUUCUGGAUGUGCCUAAGGACACAAAGACUGAAGAAGUCCUGAAGAUUGAUGGAGGGCCAUGCUAUUCAAACAGCAGGCGUUGCUGAGACAGAAGCUCUUUGUGCUAGGCAGCCUUGCUAUUGGAAGUCUCCUAUAUCUAGUUGCCAGAGUUGGGAGUUUGGAUAGACUGCAGCCCCUCUGCCCCAUUGAUGGUCGUUUUGGAUCCCGUGGCCAGGACGAAAUCCCGUUGAGAGCCCUGCAGUUCAAGCGAGGUCUGCUCCAUGAAUUUCGAAAGGGCAAUGCCACCAAGGAACAAAUUCGACUGCACAAUCUGGUUCAGCAGCUUCCCAAGGCCAUUAUCAUUGGGGUGCGGAAAGGAGGCACCCGAGCACUACUGGAGAUGUUGAACCUUCACCCUGCAGUGGUCAAAGCUUCUCAAGAGAUUCACUUCUUUGACAAUGAUGAAAACUAUGCCAAGGGAAUUGAGUGGUACAGGAAAAAAAUGCCUUUUUCUUACCCUCAUCAAAUAACAAUUGAGAAAAGCCCCGCGUAUUUUAUCACCGAGGAAGUACCUGAAAGGAUUUACAAAAUGAACUCAUCUAUCAAAUUAUUGAUCAUUGUCAGGGAACCUACCACAAGAGCUAUUUCUGAUUACACUCAGGUGCUGGAAGGCAAGGAAAGAAAGAACAAAACUUACUACAAAUUUGAGAAGCUGGCAAUUGAUCCUAAUACCUGUGAAGUGAACACUAAGUACAAGGCAGUGAGAACCAGCAUCUACACAAAACAUCUGGAGAGAUGGUUAAAAUACUUCCCAAUUGAGCAGUUUCAUAUUGUGGAUGGAGACCGGCUCAUCACAGAACCACUGCCAGAACUCCAGCUGGUUGAGAAGUUCCUAAAUCUUCCUCCGAGGAUAAGUCAGUACAAUUUAUACUUCAAUGCCACCAGAGGGUUUUACUGCUUGCGAUUUAACAUUGUCUUUAACAAGUGCCUGGCGGGUAGCAAGGGACGCAUCCAUCCAGAGGUGGACACCUCUGUCAUUACCAAAUUGCGCAAGUUCUUCCAUCCUUUUAAUCAAAAAUUUUACCAGAUCACGGGGAGGACAUUUAACUGGCCCUGAACUAAACUUCAUACAACAUUUUCUGUUGCACCUGAGGCAUGCAAUAUGAUGUCUCUGCUGAAAUAUGCACUUUUCAUAGAUACAACUAGCAAAGUAACUUUUUCAUGCAUACGUGUACAUAAUGCAGUGUGUGACCAAAUAUACGGUGGGAUCGAUUUUUUCUACAGAGUAGUAACUAACAUAAAUUUACUGUCAAUAUAGUUGCAUCUUUUAAGAUAUAAUAAUAAAGGGAAAGGAAGUAUUUAGGGAAACAAAGUCAGACACUGUUAAAAGGGUCAGUGUUCCUCUCGCUUAGUGAAGUGUUUCUGUGACAUACUUAUUGAUCUAAGCAGAACAUUAGUUUAUGCCAUAAAAAUUCUUGUCAAAAGUCUGUAAAGCUGUGAGAAAGCAUAAUCUUGAGGCUAUAUUUGGUACGUGUAUUGCUAAAGGAAUACUGACACUUUAAACACAGUGCUGAAUUUUUACAAUGAGAGUGAAUAGUACUAUUUUCUUAUUAUUUUAAAUGAAUAUCUUAUCUCAUACAAACUACAUUGUUUUAGAGUUCCUGUGGUGAGUUUGCACUAUUGUUUUAUUGUAUGGACCAUUGUGUCACUUGUAGCAUGUCAAUCAUGUGUCAAGAAAAGGUCAAAUAAUUUUUUCUUCUAUACUUGUGUGUCGACAAAGCUAAACAUGGUGUACAUAGUGUACAAUGUUUGUAAAUACUGGUUUCACACUAAGUAAUUCUAUUUUGUAAACUGAAUAUGGCUAUUUAAUUUAUUGUGAAAAUUAAAUUUAUUGUGGUAUUUAAAGAUGGAAUGGAUUAAAAUUACCUAUAUGUGCAA